AUGGCUCCAAAUUGUGGGUACCUAGUGGCAUUCUUCCUUGUGAUCUCAACUAUGGUCUCGAGUGGCUCUGCUUGGAUUGGUGUGAAUUGGGGAACCAUGUCAACCCACCAGCUUCCACCUAAGAAGGUGGUUAAGAUGUUGAAGGAAAAUGGGUUCCGAAAAUUGAAGCUGUUUGAUGCGGAUGAGUGGAUUAUGGAAGCUUUGAUGGGGACUGAUAUCGAUGUCAUGUUGGCAAUACCCAACAUCAUGUUGGACAAAAUAAGUAACAGUCCUAAAGCUGCAGAUGCUUGGGUGUAUGAAAAUGUCACCAGUUACUUGUACACUGGUGGUGUCAAAAUCAAGUAUGUUGCCGUGGGUAAUGAGCCUUUCCUUAAAGCAUAUAAUGGGACCUAUCUAAAGAAAACUCUGCCAGCUCUUAAGAAUAUACAAGCAUCAAUCAAUAAUGCCGGGUUUGGUUCAAAGAUCAAAGUCACUGUUCCAUUCAAUGCUGACAUUUACUAUUCACCUGACUCAAAUCCGGUGCCAUCAGCUGGUGACUUCAGGCCUGAAGUAAGGGACUUUACUAUUGAAAUAAUCCAAUUCUUAUAUUCAAACAAGGCACCUUUUACAGUCAAUAUCUACCCUUUCCUUAGUCUAUAUGGCAGCGAAGAUUUCCCUUUUGAAUUUGCAUUCUUUGAUGGAAGUAAAAAUAACAAGCCUCUUAGAGAUGGUAAUGCACUUUACACCAAUGUGUUUGAUGCAAAUCUUGAUACCCUUUUGUGGGCUUUAGACAGGGCAGGAUAUCCUGACAUGCAGGUUAUAAUUGGUGAAGUUGGGUGGCCAACUGAUGGCGAUAAGAAUGCUAAUGCCCAGAAUGCAAAGCGGUUCAACCUGGGUUUGAUUAAACAUGUUCUGAGUGGCAAUGGUACCCCUAAAAGGAAAGGUAUAAUUGACUUGUAUAUGUUCAGCCUCAUUGAUGAGAAUGAUAAAAGUGUUCUUCCUGGGAACUUUGAGAGGCACUGGGGAAUUUUUGAGUUUGAUGGCAAGCCAAAGUAUGAAUUAGACUUAACAGGUAAGCAUAAGGAUAAGGGCCUUAUCCCAGUAGAAGGUAUAAAGUACCUGGAGAAGAAAUGGUGUAUCUUGGAUCCAGAUGUUACUAACUUGAACGAUUUGGCUGAUAGCAUCGACUAUGCUUGUACCUUUUCUGAUUGUACUGCCCUUGGUUUUGGCUCUACUUGUAAUAAUUUGAAUCUCCAAGGGAAUGCAUCUUAUGCCUUCAAUAUGUAUUAUCAAGUAAAUGACCAGAGGGAUUGGGAUUGUGAUUUCUCUGGUUUGGCUACUGUAACACAUAAGGAUCCUUCAGAAAAGGGCUGCCAAUUCCCUGUGAUGAUUUCUCCUAGUUCUUCUUUGUUUCCACAUGGAGGGCUUUCGGAUAUCCUUAUGAAAGCUAUGAAGGUAUAUAUUUUUGUGAUGUUUUUGCUGUAG
Molecule: messenger RNA, 1464 nt
Organism: Abrus precatorius (Indian licorice)
Lineage: Eukaryota; Viridiplantae; Streptophyta; Magnoliopsida; Fabales; Fabaceae
Product: glucan endo-1,3-beta-glucosidase 8-like
Exons: 2
Coding region: 1-1464 (487 amino acids)
Biological process (GO): carbohydrate metabolic process
Cellular component (GO): plasma membrane
Molecular function (GO): hydrolase activity, hydrolyzing O-glycosyl compounds
Source: RefSeq, a predicted model, not a curated record